Messenger RNA from Cinara cedri, 466 nucleotides. The record is from the annotation of a GenBank genome assembly. Lineage: Eukaryota; Metazoa; Arthropoda; Insecta; Hemiptera; Aphididae.
AUGGCCGACACGAACGCUGUUAAGAAGUUCAUCUACAUAGCACCAACACCACCGGCCGACCUCAUCGAUUCUACGUCGUUCACAAUAGAUUUUGCAGGUCGUAAGUUUCUGCAUGUAGGACUUGACCCAGUACAACAUCAUUCUAUCAUUAUCCUAAUAAUAACGCCGGCUCGAUUAUGAGACCAAGUUCAACGGAUUCGGUUGACGUCAGCAUAACAUUUUUAUUAUUAUUUAUAAAUAUUAACUUAAUAUUUUAUUAUAGCGUAUCAAUUCACCCCCAUCGCCACAACUACCGACAUUGCGUUACACACCGAUAUCUUCAAGCUUCUCUACACCACGCAUCGAAAAGGAGAGAGGAGUUGACCAAAACGAUGAGCCAUACGGCCCUCAAUAUUCGAUGAUUUUGAAUGAUGACGGCGAUGACGAUGAAGAAGAAUAUAAUAUACACAAAUACUGUCUGUACUAA